AAUCUCCCUACUCAUCUCUGCUUAUACGACCUACCGAUAAAGUGACGCUGCUGCUCGUGCUAACAGUCUAUAGCACGUGAGUGCCGUGUCUCCAAUAAGUGGUCUGUGAUAUUACCUUAACUGGUUGUAUGGCGAACUUCACGUAGUGGAAUAGGGCUAUUCGAACGGCUACUUAACGUACUACAUAUUCCUAAAAGAAAAAAUACAAACAAACUCUUGGUUUAUUGAUAAGAAAUUUAUUCCCGCAAAGUAUUGCCGAAUCUGAUACUUUUAAAUAUAAAUAGAAGUUCACAAUGAGUGAGAGUGAAUCUAUAUAUGGAACAACGUUAUCUCAAGAAUCUAUGAAAGUUAUCGCAGAAAGUAUUGGUGUUGGAAAUUUGCCUGAUGAAGCUGCGAAAGAUCUUGCUGAAGAUGUGAGUUACCGACUUAAAGAGAUCAUACAGGAUGCUGCAAAAUUUAUGCGACAUGGUAAAAGACAGAAAAUGUCAAUGCAUGAUAUAGACCAUGCUCUAAAAAUAAAAAAUAUUGAACCUACCUAUGGAUUUUUUGCAAAAGAUCAUGUUCCAUUUCGAUUUGCUUCUGGUGGAGGCAGAGAAUUACAUUUUGUCGAAGAAAAAGAAAUUGAUCUUAAUGAAAUGGUAUCUAUGUCUGGUAGUCAAACAUGGCCAAAAUUACCCUUAGAAAUUACGUUACGAGCACACUGGCUUUGUAUUGAUGGGGUGCAACCUACUAUACCAGAAAAUCCACCACCAGUCUCUAAAGAUGCUCAAAAGUUAGAAAGUGUAGAUCCAACAAGCAAACUUUCGAAUAAAGGUCAAAGUAUGGGUGUUGGUAAACCUGGAGGGGGAGGUAAAAGUAAAAAAUUACGAAAUGUUGAAACUGUUCAUGUGAAGCAGCUUGCAACUCAUGAAUUAAGCGUUGAACAGCAAUUAUACUAUAAGGAAAUCACAGAAGCUUGCGUUGGGUCGGAUGAAGCACGUAGAGCAGAAGCGCUUCAAUCUCUUUCUGCAGAUCCAGGCCUCCAUGAAAUGUUAGCUCGUAUGUGCACAUUUAUUGCAGAAGGUGUGCGAGUUAAUGUGGUUCAAAAUAACCUUGCCCUCUUGAUUUAUUUAAUGCGAAUGGUGAAAGCGUUACUCGACAAUCCAAGUCUUUAUUUGGAGAAAUAUUUACAUGAACUUAUUCCAUCAAUUGCAACCUGCAUAGUUUCACGUCAGUUAUGUAUGAGGCCAGAAAUGGACAAUCAUUGGGCUUUGCGAGACUUUGCAUCUAGACUCAUGGCCCAAAUAUGUAAAAAUUUUAAUACAUCGACUAAUAAUGUUCAAACUAGAGUAACUCGUAUGUUUAGCCAAGCAUUGACGAAGAAUAAUCAAACGCAUUUAGCAUCCUUAUAUGGAGCGAUUGAUGGAUUAUCUGAAUUGGGACCAGAAGUGGUCAAAGCUCUAGUUAUACCAAAAAUAAAGUCAAUUUCGGAGCGUAUUGAAGCAUGCAUUGAAGGACCAGGACUUUCGAGUGUUGAUAAAAACGGCGCAGGUCAUAUAAAAACUCUGCUAGUAAAAUCCGUCGCACCUGUUUUAAAAACUAUGCGACCUCCACCUGAUAUCGUUGAAGAGUAUAAAUUGGAUUAUGGUUACAUUGGACCAACACUUUGUGCCGCUGUAGCUAAAGCUCGUACGCAACCAAUGGCUUUAACGACCAAUGUAGUAUCUGCAACAACAUUGACUACAAAUCAGCAGCAAGGCUCCUCUAAUGUUGGAAAAACAAUGAUGCAGACGACGGAAAAUAUUUCAGUAACGGGUGGCAGCCCAGGUCAACAACAAACAGGACGCACUAUAAUGUUGGGAACGAGUAGAGGUACGGGUGGAAGUACUACCACAGGAGGGCAAAAAUUUGUCAUUCUGCAGUCACGAUCGCAGACUCCAACGACUCCCACUACAAAUCCUAAUCCUCUACAGCAAUCUCAACAGCAACACCAACAGCAAAUAAAAUUUGCACAAGGUUCCACUGGUCAACAAAAGCAGCAUAUAUCAAAUUCCGCCCCAAAGUUAGUAGUUGUUUGUAUGGCAACCAACAAUCACACUAAUACAACUACGAUCUCACAGGCAAAGUCACAAAAUGUUUUCUCUACACAACAAAGUAUUGAGCGCUCACUGAGCCCAAUGGAAGAACAUUCGUUUCAAUAAACUUCUCGGUUAUUCAAUGAAUUACUUUGCUGAUAUGCUAGUUACGUAAAUUAGUAUAAUUUUUACGUAAAUGACAUAUUCCAAUAAUGUACAGUUAAUUAACAUUGUCUUAGUGGAUUCAUAUUGGAAAAGGAAUAAAUCAUUUCUAACAA
Cephus cinctus (wheat stem sawfly) is the source of this 2332-nucleotide messenger RNA. RefSeq names its product transcription initiation factor TFIID subunit 6 (gene Taf6). NCBI's taxonomy places the organism in Eukaryota, Metazoa, Arthropoda, Insecta, Hymenoptera, Cephidae. Gene Ontology annotation, biological process: transcription initiation at RNA polymerase II promoter; RNA polymerase II preinitiation complex assembly. The transcript is spliced from 9 exons. Gene Ontology annotation, molecular function: transcription coactivator activity; protein heterodimerization activity; RNA polymerase II general transcription initiation factor activity. The coding region runs from base 294 to 2180 and encodes 628 amino acids. Gene Ontology annotation, cellular component: SAGA complex; transcription factor TFIID complex; SLIK (SAGA-like) complex. The record is from RefSeq and is a predicted model, not a curated record.